AGCGGGCCGGAGGGAGUGCGCGUGCGCGCAGGCGCCGAGGAGGCCCCGCCCCUCCUUCCCCGUAGCCCCGCCCCCUUCCCAGCACCCUUCGCGGCGGGCGGGCGCGGCGCUGCCUCCGUAAUGGCGGCGGGGGCCUGCGCCUGAGGCACCGCCCGGCCCGGCCCGGCCCGGCCCGGAACGGAACGGCCCCGCUCCACCAUGCACAGCCUGGCCACCGCCGCGCCCGUGCCAACAGCGCUGGCUCAGGUAGACCGCGAGAAGAUCUACCAGUGGAUCAAUGAGCUGUCCAGCCCCGAGACGAGGGAGAAUGCGCUGCUGGAGCUGAGCAAGAAGCGCGAGUCCGUGCCCGACCUGGCCCCCAUGCUGUGGCACUCGUUCGGCACGAUUGCAGCGCUCCUUCAGGAAAUCGUAAAUAUCUAUCCAUCCAUCAACCCUCCGACUUUGACAGCCCAUCAGUCCAACAGAGUCUGCAAUGCUUUAGCUCUGCUACAGUGUGUCGCAUCUCACCCUGAAACGAGGUCAGCUUUUUUGGCAGCUCACAUCCCUCUCUUCCUGUACCCCUUCUUGCACACAGUUAGCAAGACGCGUCCAUUUGAGUACCUGCGGCUCACGAGCCUCGGAGUGAUCGGGGCCUUGGUGAAAACCGAUGAGCAAGAAGUGAUAAAUUUCUUACUGACGACAGAAAUUAUCCCCCUGUGCUUACGCAUUAUGGAGUCUGGCAGUGAACUCUCUAAGACGGUUGCUACGUUUAUUCUUCAGAAAAUCCUCCUGGAUGACACAGGACUGGCAUACAUCUGUCAGACUUACGAGCGGUUUUCCCAUGUUGCCAUGAUACUGGGUAAGAUGGUCCUGCAGCUUUCCAAGGAGCCAUCGGCACGGCUGCUGAAACACGUCGUCCGCUGUUACCUUCGCCUUUCUGAUAACCCCAGAUGUAGGGCACGUGAAGCUCUCAGGCAGUGCCUUCCUGACCAACUGAAGGACACCACCUUCGCCCAGGUCCUGAAGGAUGACACCACCACCAAGCGCUGGCUGGCUCAGCUCGUCAAGAACCUGCAAGAGGGUCAAGUCACUGACCCGCGGGGCAUCCCCCUUCCUCCGCAAUGACUGCUGGGGGAGGUGAGGGUCCGGGGAAGAAACAGCUCAGGUUUACAAAGAACCAGGAACAGAUGACCUCUUCUGCAACAAACCGGGCACGCCGGCCGGCUUUCAGUCUGCCAGCUUGUCGGACCAUUCCAUCUGGCCAAAGGGCUGCUCUGUAGCAAUGCAGCAUGCCUCUGGAGAUCGCAACACCAGCAGAUGCUGAUACUACAGCUUAAAAAAAAAAAUCAAUAAAAAAAACCUAUCUGUAAAGAU
This is a messenger RNA of Cygnus atratus (black swan), 1353 nucleotides long. It is a transcript of the gene CNOT9, whose product is annotated as CCR4-NOT transcription complex subunit 9. The record is from RefSeq and is a predicted model, not a curated record. Gene Ontology annotation, cellular component: CCR4-NOT complex; CCR4-NOT core complex; P-body. Bases 199 to 1104 code for a protein of 301 amino acids. Lineage: Eukaryota; Metazoa; Chordata; Aves; Anseriformes; Anatidae. Gene Ontology annotation, biological process: mRNA catabolic process; negative regulation of translation. The transcript is spliced from 8 exons.